Molecule: messenger RNA, 782 nt
Organism: Tripterygium wilfordii
Lineage: Eukaryota; Viridiplantae; Streptophyta; Magnoliopsida; Celastrales; Celastraceae
Product: 15.7 kDa heat shock protein, peroxisomal
Exons: 2
Coding region: 118-552 (144 amino acids)
Biological process (GO): response to salt stress; protein folding; response to heat
Source: RefSeq, a predicted model, not a curated record
UCUGGAUCAAUUCUGGAAACAAGGCACACAUUAUUAUAAAACAAACCCAAACGCCUCUAGUAAAACCCAUUGAAAAUAAAAUCACAAGAGAGAGAGAAAAUCAAGCAGAGAGUGAGAAUGGGUGAUGCUCUGUUUGGGCACCCUUUCAGGAGCUUCUUCUGGAGGCCUCCGAUCUUUCGUGAAUGGUCCGGGUCUACUGCACUUAUGGACUGGCUUGAGUCCCCUAAUGCCCACAUCUUCAAAAUCAAUGUGCCAGGGUUUAGCAAGGAAGAUAUAAAGGUGCAAAUAGAGGAUGGGAACAUAUUGCAUAUUAAAGGUGAAGGAAAGAAGAAGGAUGAGGAGCCCAAUGGCAAAGACACUACUGUUUGGCAUGUAGCAGAGAGAGGGACUGGUAAUGGAGAAUUUUCAAGGCAAAUUGAAUUGCCGGAGAAUGUGAAGUUGGAUCAAAUCAAGGCCCAGGUUGAAAAUGGUGUCCUCACCAUUGUUGUCCCCAAGGAUUCAAGCUCAAAACAGUCCAAAUCCAGAAAUAUUAACGUCACUAGCAAGCUCUGAUCUCUUCCUUGGCUGAUUUGUUUAACUUCAGAUGGUUUGGGAAUAAGACUUGUGUGUCAGUUUUGUUGUAAUAAUAUGGACUGUAUGAUGUAUAAACCAUAAAACAAGUUCCAGUGAGAUGUUUGAAUGAAAACUCUAGAUUUCUGUACAAAAUGAAAAGGUAAUGAAGACUUGACAAGAAAUGUAUGGUGGACUAGACGAUUGAUGAAUGGGCUUUUAUGCUUAUAAAA